AUGACCGAUCCCAUGUUCAGAGGAUUAUAUCGGGGCAAGCAGGCUCACGCAGAUGAUCUUCCAUUGGUUUUACAGCGCGCACGUAAUGCAGGUGUACAAAAAAUUUUUGUUACUGGUACUAAUCUUGAAGAAUCAAAAGAAGCUAUUGAAGCUAUCGAGAGCAAUAAUGAUGCAAAGGGCUUUUUAUAUUCUACUGUUGGCUGUCAUCCUACGCGAUGUUCUGAAUUUGAAGAAUAUAAAGAUGGACCUCAAGCUUACUUUGAUCAACUACUUAAAUUAGCCACUUCUUCCAAAUCAGUCAUUGCUAUUGGUGAAUGUGGACUUGAUUAUGAUCGACUUCAAUUUUGUGAUAAAGAAACGCAAAAGAAGUAUUUUGCUAUGCAAUUUGACCUAGCAGAAAAAACUCAAUUGCCCAUGUUUUUACAUAAUCGUAAUACGGGUGACGAUUUUUAUGAGCUUGUGAAAACCCAUCGUCAUCGAUUCAGUAAUGGUGUUGUUCAUUCUUUUACAGGAUCAAUAGAAGAGAUGCAAAAAUUAGUCGAUUUAGGCUUAUAUAUUGGUAUCAAUGGUUGUUCAUUGAAAACGGAAGAAAAUUUGCAAGUUGUGAAGGCUAUCCCUGAAGAUCGAUUGAUGAUCGAGACUGAUGCUCCUUGGUGCGAUAUUCGUCCUACACAUGCAUCUUAUGGUCAUUUAAAAAAGGCAAGCGAAGAAGAAAUGAAAUUAUAUGCACCUCCUAGUAAAAAGAAAGAAAAAUUCGAAAUGGGUUGCAUGGUUAAAAGUAGAAAUGAGCCUUGUACUAUAGGGUAA
This is a messenger RNA of Cokeromyces recurvatus, 807 nucleotides long. RefSeq lists its product as uncharacterized. Lineage: Eukaryota; Fungi; Mucoromycota; Mucoromycetes; Mucorales; Mucoraceae. The record is from RefSeq and is a predicted model, not a curated record. Gene Ontology annotation, molecular function: 3'-5'-DNA exonuclease activity. Gene Ontology annotation, cellular component: cytosol. The coding region runs from base 1 to 807 and encodes 268 amino acids. The transcript has 3 exons.